Leptidea sinapis is the source of this 2464-nucleotide messenger RNA. Its product is annotated as pyroglutamyl-peptidase 1. NCBI's taxonomy places the organism in Eukaryota, Metazoa, Arthropoda, Insecta, Lepidoptera, Pieridae. The transcript is spliced from 13 exons. The coding region runs from base 181 to 813 and encodes 210 amino acids. Gene Ontology annotation, biological process: proteolysis. Gene Ontology annotation, cellular component: cytosol. The record is from RefSeq and is a predicted model, not a curated record. Gene Ontology annotation, molecular function: pyroglutamyl-peptidase activity.
UUUAUGCAAAGAUAGAAACUCGGUAGAGUUCAUACUUCAUACAGUAUUUACUAUUUGGUUCAACUCAAGCUGACUAGCUCGUGCUCUUUGUUUUUGUAUCUUUCUUAGUUUAAAUGUUAAGCAGUCCACAAUUUAUAACUCUCGUUUUUUUAGUAUUUAACUUAAAUAGAUGUGUUCAUUAUGAAUGAAAAUCUCGAUAUUUAUUUUAAACCAAUAGUGCUAGUGACUGGGUUUGGACCGUUCAUCAAACACCCUGUAAAUGCAAGCUGGGAAGCGGUGAAAUUACUGAACAAAGAUGAAAUUGAGAAGAAACAUAACGUGGAGUUGGUACAAAUUGAGUUACCGGUGAUCUAUGAAAAUGUGGACGAGUUUGUGCCUGCAUUGUGGGAGACACACGAGCCAAUACUAAUGCUACAUGUUGGAGUAUCAUCCAUUGCUCAACAUCUAACCCUUGAGAAGCAGGCUCAUAAGAAGGGCUACCAGAGGAUGGAUUAUUUUGACCAAUGUCCAGCAAAUCAUACCUGUCCAGCUGAUGGGGCUGUCAGAUUGCACACCAAACUUGAUGUAGACCAAAUAUGUGAUGAUUUCAACAAUAGUGAUCUACCUGAAGGUGUUAAAGCAAUCACAUCCCUGGAUGCGGGCAGAUACGUGUGUGAGUACACAUACUACCGCUCGUUGAGCGUGGCGGCGGGCCGCACGCUCUUCGUACACGUGCCUGCGGGCCACGUGGCCGGCUACGGCGCCGAUAACACCGCACGCUGUCUGGAGCGCGUGCUGGAGCUGGCGCUGCGGCAGGCGCAGACCCGGCAGUGAGUGGCGUGUGACGCCAGGUGAACAAACAAUAUUAUAUGACACACAGUACAUACUACCGCUCGCUGUUCAUGACCGGCAGUGAGCGGCGUGUGACGCCAGGUGAACAAACAAUAUUAUAUGACACACAGUACAUACUACCGCUCGCUGUUCAUGACCGGCAGUGAGCGGCGUGUGACGCCAGGUGAACAAACAAUAUUAUAUGACACACAGUACAUACUACCGCUCGCUGUUCAUGACCGGCAGUGAGCGGCGUGUGACGCCAGGUGAACAAACAAUAUUAUAUGACACACAGUACAUACUACCGCUCGCUGUUCGUGACCGGCAGUGAGCGGCGUGUGACGCCAGGUGAACAAACAGUAUUAUAUGACACACAGUACAUACUACCGCUCGCUGUUCGUGACCGGCAGUGAGCGGCGUGUGACGCCAGGUGAACAAACAAUAUUAUAUGACACACAGUACAUACUACCGCUCGCUGUUCGUGACUGGCAGUGAGCGGCGUGUGACGCCAGGUGAACAAACAAUAUUAUAUGACACACAGUACAUACUACCGCUCGCUGUUUGUGACCGGCAGUGAGCGGCGUGUGACGCCAGGUGAACAAACAAUAUUAUAUGACACACAGGACAUACUACCGCUCGCUGUUCGUGACCGGCAGUGAGCGGCGUCUGACGCCAGGUGAACAAACAAUAUUAUAUGACACACAGUACAUACUACCGCUCGCUGUUUGUGACCGGCAGUGAGCGGCGUGUGACGCCAGGUGAACAAACAAUAUUAUAUGACACACAGGACAUACUACCGCUCGCUGUUCGUGACCGGCAGUGAGCGGCGUCUGACGCCAGGUGAACAAACAAUAUUAUAUGACACACAGUACAUACUACCGCUCGCUGUUCGUGACUGGCAGUGAGCGGCGUGUGACGCCAGGUGAACAAACAAUAUUAUAUGACACACAGUACAUACUACCGCUCGCUGUUUGUGACCGGCAGUGAGCGGCGUGUGACGCCAGGUAAACAAACAAUAUUAUAUGACACACAGUACAUACUACCGCUCGCUGUUCGUGACCGGCAGUGAGCGGCGUGUGACGCCAGAUGUUUCGAAAAGCUGCAGCCGCGGCGAGACACGAUUGACAACGAAAGACUGUUUAUAUUUUGGAUGCAGAACAGUCUUCGGGCAACGUCCUCAGCAGCUCAAGACACCCUUCCCUUCAAAAUCAUAGCUUUGUUGCCGGGUUCUCUUCAUCUUCUGUUUCCGUCUUCAACCUUGACUUUCAUUUUCUUUUCUGCUCUUUCAUUACCGUCCUGGUUUACCCUGAGGCGUGGGGAGGUGGUUGAAAUAAAUAACACUGCCUCGGAUAACGCUAUUAUUUAUUCUGCCCCUUCUUCUACCUGUUACAUUAAUUAUAAUAAACUACUUACAUUCUAAACAUGUAGGUACUACUUACGCAUGUAUGUAGCCCACUUCACUUCGGGUGUUAAGAAGGGGAAAGAAAAUUGUUAAAUAGAAUUUAUUUUUUGUAACUUAUAGAAUUAAAUUUAGAGAAUGUGUAAAAUAAAAUUAAGUUUAUGUACAUAAUAGUUCAUUGAGUUGAACCCAUGUAAAACUUUAUGUAAUUAGUUAAAGUUUAUAUAAUAUUAAAUGUUAAUUAUCUCUGACAAA